Alexandromys fortis (reed vole) is the source of this 7560-nucleotide messenger RNA. RefSeq names its product DLC1 Rho GTPase activating protein (gene Dlc1). Gene Ontology annotation, molecular function: GTPase activator activity; lipid binding; protein binding. NCBI's taxonomy places the organism in Eukaryota, Metazoa, Chordata, Mammalia, Rodentia, Cricetidae. Gene Ontology annotation, cellular component: focal adhesion; membrane raft. The record is from RefSeq and is a predicted model, not a curated record. Bases 456 to 5045 code for a protein of 1529 amino acids. Gene Ontology annotation, biological process: actin cytoskeleton organization; regulation of Rho protein signal transduction; signal transduction. The transcript is spliced from 18 exons.
CAUGCAAACUUCUCAGAGGCAGGAAAUACUUUGCAGGCAAUCUGGGCCUGGUUGUGGAGGCCCCUCUCGCAAAACAUCAGUCUGCAUUUAGAAGACAGAAGUCACCAGGAACGCCUUGACAGGAUCCGGCUUGAGCUGAGGCUCGCUCCAGCUGCAGAGGGUGUUUUUGUUAGAAUCACACACUGCGUAAGGAGAACUGCUCAGAAUAGAGCUGUGACCUCAGCCACGAAAUGUGAAUUUAGAUUCUGGGGACGUUAACGGGACGGACUCCUCUCCUACCCUGGCUGGAACAGCGUCGUACCUUGGCGGCACCGUAACUCCUGGUCCAGGUGACGAAAUGGCAGAACACACUCUUUUCUUUGAUCCAUGAAUUCAAAAUCUUCUUCCGUCAAGUUCCAUCCCCGGUGAACGUCAUAUGGAAUGCAUCUCCUUGUCUGUCGUUAAGCUAUGGUGACAUGUCUGUAGCUAUCAGAAAAAGGAGUUGGGAAGAGCAUGUGACCCAAAAGACUGGACAGCCUUUUAAUUCUGAUGAGUAUGACAUAGCAUGUCAUCACGGACUGGCAUCCGACAGCUUGCAGGCAAGGAUGGAAAAAGAUGCAACCUUAAAUGUGGACCAUAAAGAGAAGUGUGCCUCUCUACCAGACUGCUGCUGUGGGCCCGAGCCUCGAGACUUCCCUGGGAGGCCAAUGGGUCACAUUUCACAGGAGGUGGAUGAAAGUGGCAGCCAGGAAGGGGACGAGCAGUUUCUGUCUCUGGAGGCUAGCACAGAGACGUUAGUGCACAUUUCUGAUGAGGAUACUGACUCUGAUCUCCACCUUACCAGUGAUGCACAGAUUUCAACUCCCCAAAGACAUGAACGAGACAGCCAAUGUAGUGUUGAAGGAGCAGGCUCCUUCCUCAAGACACUGUCCACUAUGCAAAGUAACCAAGACUCAUAUAACGCCUGGAGGAAGGCUGGUGAAGCCAAUGUAUCUCCAGCAGAAGAAAGCGGGAAAAGGCAAGGUGCUGAUGCUGUAACUAAAAGCCUGGAGCUUUGUAAGGAUAUAAAUUCAAAGGAAACAAAAGAUGUGCCCAAAGAAAAUGCAUGUGAUUCUUUGACUGUGGAAGAUACCACACCUGAAACCCAACUGCUUAAUUCUGCGGUAAUCGCGCAACAACGAAGGAAACCUGACUUCCCUAAAGAGGAACAGGAAAAAAAUCACCAGCACGUAGCAGAAGACGAGUUCCUGGCUGCUCCUUAUGCCGACAGGGGGCCGCCAUUAUUAAAAGCAGAUUGUGGAAGCUGCCUUUUGCAGCCUCCUUCCUGUGCGGGUGGAAUGUCAGCAGAAAGUGACCUGGACAAGAGCGGGUUCUCAGAACAUCAAAACAACAGCCCUCACAAGGUCAACGCAGACGAUGGCAUGCAGUGUUUACACUUAAGGGGCCCAGUGACCACCCAGGAGACCAUAGACAAUCGAGUCAGACUGCGCAAGAGAAAGGACACAAGGGACGAUCGAGACAGGCCGCGGCUGGACUCCAUGGUGCUGCUAAUUAUGAAACUGGACCAACUAGACCAAGACAUCGAGAACGCUCUCAGCACUGUCUCUUCCCCAUCCAGCACCCCGACGAACCUGCGCCGGCAUGUCCCUGAUCUGGAAUCAGGAUCUGAAAGCGGGACAGAUAGUAUCUCAGUAAAUCAGACGCAGGUGACUCUGUCUUCUAACACUGACUCCACCGACUCAUGGUCCGCUCCAGAGAGCAUUUCUGGAACCAAACCCAAGGCAAUGGCUGUUCCAUGUGUUAGAGAAAAGGAAAUGGCUGAAAUUGAAGCCAAGGAAGCUUGCGACUGGCUGCGGGUAACCGGAUUCCCCCAAUAUGCACAGCUUUAUGAAGAUCUCCUGUUCCCUAUUGAUGUUGCUCUGGUGAAGAGAGAACAUGAUUUCUUGGACAGAGACGCGAUUGAGGCUCUUUGCAGGCGACUAAACACUUUAAACAAAUGUGCGCUGAUGAAGCUGGAGAUCAGCCCCCACCGGAAGCGAAGUGAGGAUUCGGAUGAAGAUGAGCCUUGUGCAAUAAGUGGCAAGUGGACUUUCCAGAGGGACAGUAAAAGGUGGUCCCGGCUGGAAGAGUUUGACGUCUUUUCUCCAAAGCAGGAUCCAAUCCCUGGGUCCCCAGACGGCUCUCACUUGCAGAGUGCCACCAGCCGCGAAAGCAUGCUGACAGACCUCAGCGAGCGCCAGGAGGUGUCCUCUGUCCGGAGCCUCAGCAGCACCAGCAGCGUCCCCACCCACGUGCCCCACAGCGGGGAGUCUGUGACACCCCGAACGAAUUCCGUCAUCAGCGUCUGCUCCUCCAGCGGCGGCGGCCACUUUGUAGGCAACGAUGACUCUUUCUCCAGCCUCCCGUCUCCCAAGGAACUGUCCAGCUUUAGCUUUAGCAUGAAGGGCCACGAGAAAAACCCCAAGUCGAAGACACGGAGCCUGCUGAAGCGGAUGGAGAGCCUGAAGCUCAAGGGCUCCCACCACAGCAAGCACAAGGCGCCUUCAAAGCUGGGGUUGAUCAUCAGCGCUCCCAUUCUGCAGGAGGGCGUGGAUGAGGAGAAGCUGAAGCAGCUGAACUGCGUAGAGAUCUCAGCCCUGAAUGGCAACCACAUCAACGUGCCCAUGGUACGGAAAAGGAGCGUGUCCAACUCCACACAGACCAGCAGCAGCAGUAGCCAGUCAGAGACCAGCAGUGCCGUCAGCACGCCGAGCCCGGUCACCAGGACCCGGAGCCUCAGCACCUACAACAAGCGAGGGGGCAUGUACCUAGAGGGCUUCGACCCUUUCAGUCAGUCCACCUUGAACAAUGUGACGGAACAGAACUAUAAGAACCGCGAGAGCUACCCCGAGGACACAGUGUUCUACAUUCCGGAAGAUCACAAGCCUGGCACCUUCCCCAAGGCCCUCUCCAAUGGCAGUUUCUGUCCCUCGGCGAACAGUUCUGUAAACUGGAGGACUGGAAGCUUCCAUGGCCCUGGCCACCUCAGCCUACGGAGAGAAAACAGCAGCGACAGUCCUAAGGAACUGAAGAGGCGCAAUUCCUCCAGCUCCGUGAGCAGCCGCCUAAGCAUCUAUGACAACGUGCCAGGCUCCAUCCUGUAUUCCAGCUCGGGAGACCUGGCCGACCUGGAGAAUGAGGACAUCUUCCCUGAGCUGGAUGACAUCCUCUACCAUGUAAAGGGGAUGCAGCGGAUAGUCAACCAGUGGUCUGAAAAGUUCUCGGAUGAGGGGGACUCGGACUCAGCCCUGGACUCCGUGUCUCCUUGCCCGUCAUCUCCAAAACAGAUACACCUGGACGUGGACCAUGACCGAAGGACACCUAGUGACCUGGACAGCACAGGCAACUCCCUCAAUGAGCCCGAAGAGCCCACUGACAUCCCAGAAAGAAGGGACUCUGGGGUGGGGGCGUCCCUGACCAGGUGUAAGAGGCACAGACUGAGAUGGCACAGCUUCCAGAGCUCUCACCGGCCGAGCCUAAACUCUGUAUCUCUGCAGAUCAACUGCCAGUCUGUGGCCCAGAUGAACCUCCUGCAGAAAUACUCACUCCUGAAACUGACGGCCCUGCUGGAGAAAUACACGCCUUCCAACAAGCAUGGUUUUAGUUGGGCCGUGCCCAAGUUCAUGAAAAGGAUCAAGGUUCCAGACUACAAGGACCGGAGUGUGUUUGGGGUCCCACUGACCGUGAACGUGCAGCGCUCGGGCCAGCCCCUGCCUCAGAGUAUCCAGCAGGCCAUGCGUUACCUCCGUAACCAUUGUCUGGACCAGGUUGGGCUCUUCCGAAAAUCAGGUGUGAAAUCUAGGAUUCAGGCUCUACGCCAGAUGAACGAAAGUGCCGAAGACUAUGUCAAUUAUGAAGGCCAGUCCGCGUACGAUGUGGCAGACAUGUUGAAGCAGUAUUUUCGAGACCUUCCUGAGCCCCUCAUGACGAACAAGCUCUCGGAAACCUUCCUGCAGAUCUACCAAUAUGUGCCCAAGGACCAGCGCCUCCAAGCUAUCAAGGCGGCUAUUAUGCUCCUGCCUGACGAGAACCGGGAGGUUCUCCAGACGCUUCUUUACUUCUUGAGCGACGUCACAGCGGCUGUGAAAGAAAACCAGAUGACUCCCACCAACCUGGCUGUGUGCUUAGCCCCUUCUCUCUUCCACCUCAACACCCUGAAGAGAGAAAAUUCUUCCCCAAGGGUAAUGCAAAGAAAACAGAGUUUGGGCAAACCAGACCAGAAAGAUCUGAAUGAAAACCUAGCUGCCACUCAAGGGCUGGCCCACAUGAUCGCUGAGUGCAAGAAACUCUUCCAGGUUCCUGAGGAAAUGAGCCGAUGUCGCAACUCUUACACUGAACAAGAGCUGAAACCCCUCACUCUGGAGGCCUUGGGACACCUGAGUCACGAUCAGCCUGCCGACUACAGACACUUCCUCCAGGACUGUGUGGACGGCCUGUUUAAGGAGGUCAAGGAGAAGUUCAAAGGCUGGGUCAGCUACCCUACCUGUGAACAGGCCGAGCUGUCCUAUAAGAAGGUCAGUGAGGGACCCCCGCUAAGACUUUGGAGGUCAACCAUUGAAGUCCCCGCUGCUCCUGAGGAGAUCUUAAAACGUCUUCUGAAAGAGCAGCACCUCUGGGAUGUGGACCUGCUGGACUCAAAGGUGAUCGAAAUCCUGGACAGCCAGACGGAAAUUUACCAGUAUGUCCAAAACAGCAUGGCGCCUCAUCCUGCUCGGGACUACGUCGUGUUGAGGACCUGGAGGACUAAUUUACCCAGGGGAGCCUGUGCGCUCUUACUCACCUCCGUGGAUCACGACCGGGCCCCUGUGGUGGGGGUGAGGGUUAACGUGCUCCUGUCCAGAUAUUUGAUCGAACCCUGCGGGUCAGGAAAAUCCAAACUCACCUACAUGUGCAGAGCUGAUUUAAGGGGCCACAUGCCGGAGUGGUACACAAAAUCCUUUGGACAUCUGUGUGCAGCGGAAGUGGUAAAGAUCCGAGACUCCUUCAGUAAUCAGAACACUGAAACCAAGGAUACCAAAUCUAGGUGAUUACUGAGGCGGAGCACCUGUGUCUGCUGCCCGGGUGAUUGAUUCUAGAGCCUCGCCCGUCCUCGGAAGAGUUCAUCUGGGUCUCAUUGACUAUAGCAAUUUGAUGAGAUUUUUUUUUUUAAAAAAAAAAGCUGCUUCCUGUUUGUCUUAGGUCUAUGUUAUAGACCUUGACUGGAUUAUAUAAGACUUGGGGACGGGGAGGUGGGGGGGCGGAAUACGUGUAUAAUUCAGAUUGCUUCUGAGAAGCAAGAACUCUUUCAGCGCAUCACGGAAGAAAGCAAGGAGGCGUCGUUCUCUGGUGAUGUCGGCGCACGUGUACCUAACGUCGUUCGUUUGCGGUGUGCUGCGGGACUGAUAUAUCCACUGGAAUGGUUGGUACUGGCUGACAGGUUUUUCUCCCUGAGAGGAGCAGAGAUCGGUUUGCACAGAGGAGUGUGAAUGUGUGUGUUGCAGGCUGAGUGGUACAGGUGAAGAGCUGGGAUGCAGUGUCUGGCACACUGAGACGCCCACAGAGGAUGCUGAUACAUACACCAGGGUUAGCUCUGCCUGGAAGAGCUGACUACCCAGGGAUCACCCAGGAGGGGAACCCAGCUCCCUUCUCUAUUUCCCCCCAGGUUAUUGUGUUGUUGUUUUAUUUGGGGGGCGGGGCGGGUUCUUUUGGUUUUUGUUUUUUUUUUUUUUUUUCUUUUUCUUCAAACCUUUGCUUUCCCAUAAACUGUAGUUUCCCCCUGACUCUGUAACCAGUCGCACUAAUGAACAUCCUCUCCACUCCCUUGAGUGGCUCUAGAGGAAGGGUUUUAUUUACGUGAGAUGUAAAGGCGCCAAACACUAACGCUCUGUGUUAGUACCAGAACGUUUUUUAUUUUCAGUACUGGGAGUUGAACCCAGGGCCUCUUAUAAGCCAGGCAAGCACUCUACAGUGGACUUAUCCCCAGCUCUGUUUUCACCUUUUAUUUUGAGACAGGGUCUCACCACGUCACCCAGGCUGGUCUUGAACACUCGCUAUGUGGCUGAGGCUGGGAUAAGAGGGCUCAUCAACCCUUUUAACCUGAUAUUACUCAGUAUUGUUAUGCUUGUGGCAUCAACUCUAAAAUAAACAAAGGGACACAGGGAAAUAUGUCCCCAGUAGGCUUAACCCGAGCAGAAGAGGCUUUUGGUUGUUAGUGUUCUCCGUGUACCCGACGGCAACAGCGCGGAUUUUCAUUGGGUUCGUCCUCAUGCACAGAUAGGUUUUCUGACGAUGUGUUAUUUUUCCUACAUUUCUUUUUCCUUUUCUCUCACGUUGCCCUUGAACUGUAUUUUAGUAAUAAUGGGGACUAGUAAUCUCAGUGAAAAACAAAGAGUGCAGGUGUUCAGAAGGGCAGUCUUUUUUAUACAGGUUUUACUGUAACGCUAAAGGUUGACUCAAGACAGUAUUAGUAAAUUUAUUUUGUAUGGAUCAAAAAGUGAGUAACGUAUGAAUGAGAGUUGAAGAAGGAUUUUUAUUUUGUUAUAACGCAGUUACCUUGUCAGUAUUAUUUCAAAGGUUCUUUGAAGAAAGGGGGGAUGUGAGAGUAGAGUUUUAACAUUGGAGUAUUUGAAUUAUCAGUGUUGCUUGUGAAAGCGUGCGUGUAUAUUCAACUAUGUUGGCUUCUGGAUCUGUAAUGUUGUAUGCUGUACAUACCAUUCUAUUUGAGAAACAUGUACACAUGUGUGUCCACUGUACUUUCAGACAUAGAUAAAGCAUGAUAAAGAUUAUUAUUUAAAAUAUACUUGUAUUUAUACCUCAGAUAUUCUUUUGGGUUUUGUACCUCAAGGCUCCCCUCUCUGCAUUGUAAAUACACUUUACGUGAAUACAGUUUUAGUGAAAAAAAAAAAAGAAUAAAUAAAGAGGUUUAUAAUUUCCCUAUAUCUGUACAGAGUAUAUUCAGUAAAUGCACUAUUAAAUGUUGAAAGUAAGAGAAGGAGCCUGGCCUGCUUUUCUGCGUUGCAUCUUCCUCCGCCUUUGGAAGCAGGGACUGCAAAGCACGGUGGCCCCGUGCCAACCAAAGUCCAAAGAUAUAUCAACUGAAAGAAAAAUUCGGAUGACGAAUCAUUCCAAGGCCAAGCUGCAUCUGAGCCACUCACUCACAAACAGGAAACGCUGGUGAAGGUUCAGGAAGCCUGGAGAUUCUCUCCACACCAAGGUCAGAAACGAUGCUGAGGAUGUACGAGAACGGAGCAGCAGCAGCAGAACAGUUCUGAAAAAGCAAAGUCAAGGUCACUGAUUAAUCCCCAAAAGGUCGCUUUCCCAUGUUUAGCUUUCCUGUUGAAGAGAUUUCUUAGGUCUGGCCAGAGAAAAAUUCAGAGCGCGCAACUUUCUAAGAGCUAGGCUUGCAUCUUGUAACAUCCCACAACUUGUCCUUGUGAGUCAUGGUGUAGAUUGUGAGUUCUUUGAGAGCAGGCACAAAUCCUGCACACCUUUAUAUCCCUCAACAGCGGCUUUCAGUGUUUUGUACUUUGUAGACACCUAAUAAAUUUAUCAUUUGCUAAAGAA